Molecule: messenger RNA, 1131 nt
Organism: Anastrepha obliqua
Lineage: Eukaryota; Metazoa; Arthropoda; Insecta; Diptera; Tephritidae
Exons: 2
Coding region: 102-1019 (305 amino acids)
Source: RefSeq, a predicted model, not a curated record
AAUAAAAUUGUCAUUUGUUACAGAAUAUUUUUGUAGUUGUCCAAAUUCUUAGUUUAUGUACAAACAAAAAAACAAAAAACCAAAUAAGAAACAAUUACCAAAUGUCUUUCAAUAAUGGCGGAACGGAUUUUGAUUUUCUCCUCACUGAGGAUUUUCUACUAUUUCUCGACUUAUGUCGCGAUCCAAAUCAGGUCUUCAAGCCGAAUUCCGAUGAAAGUUGCUUGGCUCAAACGUGGCUAGAUAAACUCUGCCGCUACGAAUGCAAAGAUUUAGAUGAACGACGUCUGCGCAAUAUCUACAUGAGUUAUCUGUGCUGUUGCCUUAUUGAGGGCGUACUAAAGGGACCCUUCGCUAGUUAUCCACGUGCUGGUCCCUUACAAAGGGUGGAUUUCAAUCCAAAACAGAAGCAGCCGCUUUCCUGUCCUCCAUUGAUCAAAGUUAAGUCGUACAAGGAGUGUGAAGAUACGAAGAAUCGUUACAAUGAUAGCUGCGAACAACAACUGAGUAUUUGUUGUUGUAGUAAGGAUGAUAGAUUUAAUGACGUCAGUGUCGGUGUUGGGGGCAGUGGCAGUGGUGGCAGUGAAGUCAUGCGUUGUUGUCCAGAAGUACGUUUCAGUACAGAUAUACAAUGCAAGCCUGAUGAUGCGCCAAAGCGGACGUCGGGCCACGUUUUCAGCGAUUAUAUGCUGCGCGAGAUUACGUCGCCUGGCGCGUAUAACACUUUCAAAUCGUGUGACUCGUGUCAGGAAUAUGAUCCAUAUGGGCAAGCGAAGAAGAUCAUGCGGCAGGAUGUGGAGAACUUAUUGCAGGCAAUUGGAGCCGAAUUGCGUGGUUAUGUCGGCUGCGGAUGCAAUGACUAUUUGGAAAGUGAAUUGUCGCGUUAUAAGAAUUUCAUAAUGAAUUUCUCGAGCAUAGCUUGCGCUCUGGCUAAGAUGGAAUCGCUACCGGCAUUGCGUUCGUUUCUUCUGAUAAAUUUACAAAAUGAUUUGAUUAAAUUACUUUCAGACAAUUGUCUUUGAGGUACGAGUGUACCAUAGUAAGUGUGGAGUGUGGAGUAGUGUGAAAAAUUUGAGUGACGUGCUUGUAGAGUGACCUUUGAUAUAUUGACGAAAUAAAGUGAUAAUUACAUCA